Amphimedon queenslandica is the source of this 2871-nucleotide messenger RNA. RefSeq names its product carbohydrate-responsive element-binding protein-like. The transcript is spliced from 18 exons. Gene Ontology annotation, molecular function: DNA-binding transcription factor activity, RNA polymerase II-specific; RNA polymerase II cis-regulatory region sequence-specific DNA binding; protein dimerization activity. Bases 21 to 2756 code for a protein of 911 amino acids. The record is from RefSeq and is a predicted model, not a curated record. NCBI's taxonomy places the organism in Eukaryota, Metazoa, Porifera, Demospongiae, Haplosclerida, Niphatidae. Gene Ontology annotation, biological process: regulation of transcription by RNA polymerase II. Gene Ontology annotation, cellular component: nucleus.
UGAUCCUCUCCUCUCUUUCAAUGGAGGUCCAGCGAGAAGUCCCUUCUAAAGGAUAUGAUUUCACUAACUAUUCCAAGAGUUUUAGGUUUGGAGGGAGGGACAGUUUGGCUGCCGUCUCCCUCGACCUCUCACUGGCCAACCUCUUUCAAAAACUAACAGUAGAGUGCAGAGGAGUGCUGGGAAACCCCCAGUGGAAGCAUUACCGUCACAUGCAGCUCUUGAAGAAUGACCAGAUACGACUGAGCAAUGGAAUAUGGAGAUCAUGGCACAUUCAGUUUCAAAAAGGUUGUAAGCCAAAGUUUUGCAAGUUUGCCGUAGACCCAGAAAUAGACGUGGCCUCACACAAGAACCCACAGAGUGUCGUGAUCGAGGGAAAGUAUUGGAAGAGAACAAGACAGGCUGUCGCUAAUGAAUAUAGAAAAUGGCGCCUCUUUUAUAAGAAGAAAAAUGCGUGGUCAAACAUCAAGAGGAUACCAGCAAACACUGGUAAUGCACAGCAACAGGAAGGACAGGCAGGGGGAGACAUUGCAGUGCAAGCCGACUUAAGUAACACGACUAACAGGUUUUCAAACACUUUGUUGCAAGGACUGGAAGAUUUUCCUGAUCUUUUUAUGAACGUAAUCCCUCGUCCUGGAGAUGAGAGAACCUACAUGAGGCCUUUAGUGGAGUCGGCUGAAAUGUUACAACCAAAUCUUGACAUGCUAAACCCAACACUGGACGAUCUGUUGGACCACCUGGAACCAAUGGAAGUGAUAUUUCCAUCAUUCAAUGGCACGGGCAUGAGGGCUGGAUCGGUACCGCCUUUUGCUGGUAACACUCCGCCCAGUAUGGCCCCGCCUUCUCAAGGAGUGUCUCCUAGCAACAUGUACUUAAUGUCUGAUACUGGCCCCGCCCAGUACAGGAAUCAAUCUGAUAUUAAUUACGGGAGUUCAAUGACAUUCAUGACUCCACCCAACAAGACAAUGGAUCCUAUUCCAGAAGAGGUCAGUAGAACCGGUUCUUAUCAACCAAUGAGGUCUCCCUAUGGAGUGGGCGGGGCAGUUGGAGCCCCGCCCAUUAAUGAGUACCACAUUAAUCCCUCGGGGUUUCUCAAUCCUCCAGUAGCUCCUACUCAUCAAGAGGUUGGUCUGAGACCUGAUUCAGAGUCCAUGGACCUAGGGCCUGGCCACACCCAUCCCAGUCUCCACCCACAGCCUAAGCUGUCAUAUCAAACUAGUAUCAUGACUAAACCCACACCUCUUUUCACAACAGAUGAGGCCCCACCCUCUUCAAUUAUGUAUGAUACGGGGCCACACCCACCAGUGACUACGCCCCAAUCAUCAGAGCUCUUGUCUUUAUACAACACGUACCCUGAGCCAUCACUCUAUAUACAACAGCAGCAGCAGCAACAGUGUGAGCCUUCAUCUUACCCUCGUACUGGACCACAGUACAGACUAGGGGAGGAGGUGAGGGGUGUGGCUACUGGAACUAGCCCCACCUACUCCAAAGGAAGUGUUGAGCCCAACAUGCAGUUGAUAGCGGAACAGAUGAAACGACUUGAGGAGGAGCAGCUGGAGCAGAUAAGAGAGAUUGAGAAGCAACAGUCCAUAGCAUCACAGCAGUAUCUACUGUUACUGGAGCAGUACGUCUCUGAAUCAGGUGAACAACCAACACAACAGCAGCAGAAGGACCUAGCUGCUGUACUGUCCAACCCUGCCUCGGUCCAGAUUCUUAAAUCAAUAUUAACACACGAUGGCUCAAAGAGGUCUCAGAGGGACCCACCUAGCAACGUGGCUCCACCCCUUAUUGUUAAACAGGAACUGGUAUCACCUCAGCAAUCAUCAUUGGACCUGCAGUCCAUGGCAACUGAACCAGUUCAAACUUCAACACCUUCUCAGUUAGUAAAGGCUUCCGGCGUUAGUGACUUUCAAAGUCGUCUCUUAAUGGCAGCUGCAGCUCAGGCUUGCUCACCCUCAGUAUCACCUUAUAGUGCCCCACCCACUAGCGAAGGAGGAGGCGCUAGUUACCGGACUAGAUCUCCAGACAUACAUGAGAACGCAGGGGGCGUGUCACCUGCUCUAUUGAAGAAGUUUAAAAAUGCUCGUAACUUGACGCCAGAUGAGAAGAAGAUGUAUCAAGAGUUGAGACGACAGUCUCAUAUCACAGCUGAGCAAAAGAGGCGUGGCAGUAUUAAGAACGGGUUUGAGCAGCUCCAAAGUUUAGUAAUCAACCCAACACAGCACCCCUCAGGUAAAGUGAGCAAGGCUGUACUUCUGGAAAAAACAAUCGAGUAUUUGGAGAGCAAACACACAGAGAGGGAUGCCAGAGAGAAAAGAAUUGACCAGUUAAAAGAAGAAAUAUCAAAUUUGAAUCAAUUAAUCACUUCUUGUCAGCAACAGCUACCUGCAUCUGGAGUAUUAGUCACAACACGACAGAGAAAUGAAGAGAACAGACAGCACUUUAAGGAAUACGUGCAACAAAGAACCAAUCAAAACUAUAAGUUCUGGAUAUACAGUAUAAUAUUACAGCAUUUGUUCGAGUCCUACAAUAGCAGCGUAUCUAGUGCUAGUCCAGAGGUUUUAUGUCAGUCUGUCCUCUCCUGGUGCGAUCAGAACUGCAGCCUCCCCGCCCUCAGACCUGUUGUCAUGAGCAGUUUGAAAGAGCUCAGUGUUAAGACCACAAUAUUGUCUGAUCCGAGUAAACUCCCGGAGCAGUUGAGUCAGUAUGGAUCAGCUCCUGUUCACCCAGCUGGAGCUCAGAGUGAAGCCAAGAGAUGAGAGUCUGCCCUCUUACUGAACUAUUCAUGUACUCUACACACUCACAAUAAUCUGCUGUAUCAUCAUGAUUGUUAUUAUUAUUAUUAUUAUUAUUAUUAUUAUUAUUAUUAUUAUU